Cercocebus atys (sooty mangabey) is the source of this 996-nucleotide messenger RNA. It is a transcript of the gene ARMS2, whose product is annotated as age-related maculopathy susceptibility 2. The record is from RefSeq and is a predicted model, not a curated record. Lineage: Eukaryota; Metazoa; Chordata; Mammalia; Primates; Cercopithecidae.
AUGGUUUCAGGGAUCACCAUGUUUGCAAGACUGUGUCCUUGUGCAGGAAACAGAAGCACCGACCAGGAGGACUGGGGCAGCAUGUGGUCCUCGCUCAGCUAUGUGGCUGACCCACAGAAGGCAGUCAUGGAUGGAGCUUAUAAAGGAAGGAGAGAGGCCCAUACACUGAGCUCAGAGGCAGGAGAGGAUGAGUUUGAAGUACUUGAGGAACACGGAGUGACCCCAGGAAGGAGCUGGGCCAUGAAGACAGAAUUAACUGAGUGGCAGCACUGGAUUAGGCCUGGGCAUCCAGAAACUGCCCGCAAGAAGUGGAGGCCAGUGGGAGACACACAAGUGUCUAUAAGGCGAGGUGACAGAGCUCUCCGAAGGAUGGAGAAGGGGCUGUGGCGGCUGGCCCAGUGGAAAAGUACCUCGACCAUGAUUCAUCAGGAGAAGACAACCCCCCGCCAGAAGAGAGGAACGCCGCUCUCAUGGCGUUACCCGCGGGUAGAACCAGAUGUCGCGGAAUGUCGUUGUGUGAGGCCACGCCUUGCGUACAUGCAUGUCGAGUUCCUGGAAACAUUUAAAGCAGGUGGAAAGAAAUUAAAACAUUUCUGGCUUGGCAAGGGGAUAGCACCUUUGUCACCACGUCAUGUCUCUGUACUCUACGUGCUGCACCUACACCCAGGACCGACGGUAACUGAGGCGGAGGGGAAAGGAGGGCCUGAGAUGGCAAGUCUGUCCUCCUCGGUGGUUCCUGUGUCCUUCAUUUCCACCCACGAGAGUCUGCUGGACACUGGAGUUGGUGGAGAAGGAGCCAGUGACAGGCAGAGGAGCAAACUGUCUUUAUCACACUCCAAGAUCCCAGCUGCUAAAAUCCACCCUGAGCUCUACUUACCAGCCUUCUUCUCUCUUGCUGGAACCUCCUCUGUACUCGACCAGCAGCCUUAGCACCACCUCACACUAUCUAUCAUCCACACUGCCGCAAGGCGAUUCUGCCAAAACAUAUCUCCUUAA